AUGUUUUUUGAUGAAUUAAAUAGUUGUGAAUUUUCAGUACAACAUGAAGGAUUAUGUAUUAGUAGAGUUCAAAAAUGCAUUUUAGUUGACAGACUUUUGUGCGUUGGUAUAGCUAAAUCUAUGCCUGUUUUUGAGAAAUUGACUUUAUCUGAUCAGAUUGCACAUCUAAGGCAGAUUUGUCAUUUGUUUACUUCAUUUACAAACACCUACCUAGCUUGGGAAUUAGGUUCUGAAACUUGGACACGUAAAGAUAAUGUUAUGCCUGUUCUUGGUAUUAUGAAUAAUAGUGAAUAUUCACAUGAUGAAAAGUAA
Messenger RNA from Meloidogyne enterolobii, 312 nucleotides. NCBI's taxonomy places the organism in Eukaryota, Metazoa, Nematoda, Chromadorea, Rhabditida, Meloidogynidae. The record is from the annotation of a GenBank genome assembly.